Messenger RNA from Clonostachys rhizophaga, 1473 nucleotides. The record is from the annotation of a GenBank genome assembly. NCBI's taxonomy places the organism in Eukaryota, Fungi, Ascomycota, Sordariomycetes, Hypocreales, Bionectriaceae.
AUGGAUGCUGCCGGUCUCGCCGUCGGUAUUGUGUCCCUCUACCGUGCAUGCUACGAAUGCUAUAGCUUCUUCACUGAUGUGAAAAAGGCGGAAGCAUCAUCUUCUUUUCAUAUGCGGGAGCUAGAGAUUCAGCAGGCCAUUCUCAAAUCCUGGGGCUUUCAUUGGCAAAUUCUCAGUGGGGAUAGCACCGAGGCAGCACUUCCCAAUGACGCUGAACGAGAGCCUACCAAACUUAACAAGUAUCUCCUGAAAAACCGGCACAAGGCCGAAGCCGUCUUCAAAACUCUCUCGGCUCUUGUCGAUACCCUUUCCGACCAGAAAAAGCUCGUCGGUCGCUAUGGCAUUCAACUUAAAUCAGAAUCGGAGAUUGUGAGCAAUAUCGAGUUGAUCAUCCCGGACACGGCAGCCGUGCAAGUCGGGCCGAUCAUCACCGAGGUCAGGAACCGUCUUCUACUUUCACCAAACUCAAGUGGGCUAUGAAGGAUAAGGACAACUUCAAGAAACUCAUCACUGACUUAAGAACCCAUGGCGACACACUCUAUCGCCUCUGUCUUGAGAACGCGGUCCCCUCAAUGAACAUAUAUUUCGUCAUGGAAUGCGUGGCGGGGCAAGAGUCACCACCAGUACUGAAGUGGACUUCUAAGCUUGCGAAAGAUCAGGCAGAACUCGAUGGCGACUUUUCAAUGCGAGAGGCGUACCAGUUGCUGGCGUCGGCGGCGACUCUGAAAGCAUCCGUCAAUGAGAACAGAGCCAAAGAGGACGCAACCAAUGGUGAGACUCUUGCCGCCAUUAGUAAAACUCAGCCUCAGAUGUUUUGUUUGGGGAAAGGGCUUGCCCUUUACGAAGGGCAGGUCGUCUACGUCGAAAUGCGCGACUAUCGUGGGCCGCCGCUCGACCUCACCCCUGAGCAGAAGAACCAAAUCAAGGAGCAAGCAAAGAAGAAGCGUGAUCAAAAGAAGCGGCGCCUCCUCAAAGCAAUAGCACUUAAAGACGCUGUCUCGAAAGGUCUUUACUCUGAGGAUGACUCGAGUUCGCAGAGCGAAUUCGACAGCAGCGACAGUGAGGCCGAGGAUGUCGAACCGAUUCAAACUCUCAGGCCUGCCGAUCCCAAGCUGCGCGCUCUCGUCAAAAACUUCUUCAAUACCUUUAAUGGUGACAAUAUGAUGAAGAGCGUCCAGGGUCUGGAUAUCGCCGGCAUGAUCGACUAUACAGAGGGCGAGCAGAAAGGCCACUGCAGCAUCCUCUACAAGCUACCUGGCACGACGGGCAUCCAAACCCGCCAACGGCCGGCGCAAAACCUGAAACUUCGGCCCCGUGACACUGCUAUUACUCCUUGGUACCAAGGGCAAAUCGGGUAUCAAUUCCACCCUGGGUGCACGCUUUGCCCGGCACGCAAGCUUGUGCGUGCCGUGUGUCUGCUUCACUCGAGUGGCUGGCUGCGCAAGAACAUACGGUGCUCUACUCUCUCGAUAG